This is a messenger RNA of Penicillium manginii, 228 nucleotides long. RefSeq lists its product as uncharacterized. NCBI's taxonomy places the organism in Eukaryota, Fungi, Ascomycota, Eurotiomycetes, Eurotiales, Aspergillaceae. The transcript has a single exon. Bases 1 to 228 code for a protein of 75 amino acids. The record is from RefSeq and is a predicted model, not a curated record.
AUGCAGACGGAUUCGGAGCCCGAAGAGCUGUUACCAUCGGACCUGGACGGCUUAGAGGCCGACAGAGCUGCUGCCGUCGCCGCAAGAACAGUUUUUAGCCCAGGCGGUCUUUUGAAAGCAGGUCGAUAUCGCCCGUUCCGCAAAAUUGGACUGGGCCAGUUUGCCCACCUGGGCAUAUAUGGCCGGCGAGAGAUAUGGAAGAGAGCCAGAACCGAUGUUUCGCCAUAA